AUGUCUACUACUGAUCCUACUCAAUUUAAUAAAAGAGAUAUUGAACGACUAAUUGAAGAAAACAAUACGUCAAUAUCAUAUGCAAAACCAAAAGAAACUCAAAAUAUGUCCAAAUGUUGGUCUCAAUUUAGUCAAAUCUACGUUGCUAACAUUAAACAAGAUUUUAUUAUUUGCGAUUUUUGUGAAUCAAUAUUAGUUUAUAAAUCAUCAACAGGAUCCGGUUGUAUGAUAUCUCAUUCACGUUCCUGUAAAUCUAAAGAAAAACAAUCUGAUUCAUCCGACCAACAACGAAAAAUUAAUCAUUAUUACAAAUCAACAUCAAGUGGCAAAAACAACAUACCAAAACGGAUAAAAAAUGAUAUCACAUCAGCUUGUGUUGAAUUCGUAGUUCAGGAUGGUCGAGCAUUUCAUUUAUUAGAAGGAUCUGGUUUUAUUCGUUUAGCCAAACAAUUGUUUGAUACGGGUAAACUUAUGUCAUCAACAACGAAUAUAGAAGUUGAAGAUCUGUUGCCUGAUUCGACUACAAUUAGUAGAAAUAUUGAUCGAAUGUAUGCUCAUUAUAAAAAGCAAUUGAUACAGCUCUGCAAAUCAAUGGAUAACUUUUGUGUAAUAAUGGAUUUUUGGACCGAGUCUUAUACUGUUUUUCAUGAAGGUUUGUCCUAUUGUGGUUUAUUACUUACUCAUGUUGAUCCAGAAUUUCAAUCGCAAGCGUUUUUACUUGGUUGUUUUCCGUAUGAAAUGGAAAACAAACGAGCACCAACUAUUCGAUCUUUUGUUGAUGAUAUACUUCAUAGUUUUGGUUUGAAAUUAGAUGAAGAAAAAUUUGUUAUGAGUGACAACGAACCGACCAUGAAAUGUACAUUUAAUUUAAAUUGUAAACGUAUUGGCUGUAGUGACCAUUAUCUCAACAAGCAAUUACAACAUGCUUUUACAUCACAAAUGAUCGAUGGAGAAGAUGUUAACUGUGAAUUAGCUCAAGAAAUGUUUGAUGAUGUUAAACAUACUGUUUCAAGUGUUCGUCGAACGCACAAACAACAAAAUUUGUCGAAAAAAUUAAUUCUAUAUUCAGAUACACGUUUUAGUGGUGCCUAUGUUAUGUUAACUGUAUUUUUAAAUGUCUUUGAUGAAUUAGAUAAAAUUCUGGACUCAAAAUUAUUAAUGGUUUAUUCUAGAAUUGAUAAAGAUCUUUUAUAUGAUAUAUGUCAAUUUUUAUUUCCAUUUGAUACUGUUCUUCAAACCUUAAGCGACAGUAAACGACCAACGCUUCAUCGUGUAUUGCCAUUCAAGCAAUUCUUAAUCAACAAAUGUAAUGUUAAUAAUAAUGAUAGAGAAGGUUUGAAACAAUUGAAGUCUUUUUUGGAUGAAAAAUGGGAAUUGCCUAAUGAACACCUUAUUGCAACAUUACUUCAUCCAAAUUUAAAACAUUUCCAUAUGUGUCCUCAUCUGAAAGAGCGUGCAAUAUGCUUAUUAAAGGAAGAAAUGAUGAAAUGUCAAGAAAGUGCUCAAUCUAAAUGUACAUCAUCUUCAAUAUUUUUAAUACCAUCGUCAUCUUCAAUACCAUCUUCAUCUUCAAUAUCUUCAAUACCAUCGUCAUCUUCAAUACCAUCUUCAUCUUCAAUAUCUUCAAUACCAUCGUCAUCUUCAAUAUCUUCAGCCUUAUGUUCAUCAUUAUCAACAUCUUCAAUGUCAAGUUCAUCGUCAUCAAAGUCAACUUCCAUUACUAAUUCUUCUGCACGAAAACAAUUAUUGAUGGCAAUAUAUGAUCAACAACUUGUAGUACCAGAAAAAAGUUCUGUUGAACAAGAAUUAGAAAAAUAUCUUACAUCUACGUCCAUGGUACGAGAUGAAGAAGAAGAUGACAUACUUGGAUAUUGGAACGAGCAUCAAAAGUUAUUUCCAUUAAUUGCUUCAAUCGCUCGCAAGAUACUAGCUAUUCCAGCUUCAAAUACAGCCGUCGAACGGCUAUUUUCGUCGUGCAAAAACACCAUCACAGACAAGCGAACAAGGUUAGGUAGUGAAAAAUUGAACAAGAUUAUGUUUUUACAGAAGAAUAUGAAUAUAUUAAAGGAAAAAUUUCGUGUUAAUUUUGCUGUAACAAAUGAUGAUCAGAACACAAAACGAAAAUAUGACACAACCAUUUUGAAGGAUCAAUCAAUACAAAAAAAGAUGAAACUGCACGAAAUGGUAAUUGAUCAUCAAGAUGAUAAUGAAUAUUUAGUUAAUAGUGAAAGUGAUGAUGAGCAAUAA
Messenger RNA from Rotaria sp. Silwood2, 2247 nucleotides. Lineage: Eukaryota; Metazoa; Rotifera; Eurotatoria; Philodinida; Philodinidae. The record is from the annotation of a GenBank genome assembly.